This is a messenger RNA of Galdieria sulphuraria, 771 nucleotides long. Its product is annotated as NADH dehydrogenase (ubiquinone) 1 beta subcomplex 7. The record is from RefSeq and is a predicted model, not a curated record. Gene Ontology annotation, cellular component: mitochondrion. Lineage: Eukaryota; Rhodophyta; Bangiophyceae; Galdieriales; Galdieriaceae. The transcript is spliced from 4 exons. Bases 481 to 732 code for a protein of 83 amino acids.
AUCAAUGGUUAGCCACAGCAUCAUUCUUCUUCUCAUAAAAGAAAGAGAACGUCUGGAGAAGAAUUCUGUAGUGUCUAAUGAGGGAGAAAGCAUUGGACACGUCAUCCUUAUCAUUGCUUAUUAUUAUUCUUCUUCUUUUUCCUCCUCUUUUUGAGAAGAAGAAUAUUUCUGUACAGACAUAGAAAUAUCUUUUGUGUCAGAUAGGGAUGAGUAGUAAUGAAUAAGGAAAUGAACUAACAACUGUACCGUUGGGAAUCCAGAAGAUAGAUUCUUAGAUAUUACAAUAGCUUUCAAAAAUAGCUUUCUAGAAACAUCGUCAAGUUAUUAUUGCAUACGAACAAAGUAAAUAGAUUUGUCAACGAAAGAAGAAAUAGGCCAUUGGAGUUGGGGUUGCUCUAGUUGGUUUGUGAUACUGUUCGAAUGGGAUUUGCUGCGUUUCAAAGGUCCUAUGAAAAAUAUACGGGAGGCGAUCCUUCCAGGAUGCAAGUAUCAGUAGAGAAACUAGACGAAGAACAGGUUCCACUUCAUAAAAGAGACUAUUGUGCGCAUCUGUAUAUUCCUUUGCGCCGUUGUUUGAGAGAACACUAUUUGUUGCCUUGGUCUUGUGAAGAGGAAAAGGAGGCCUAUGUUCGUUGUCAACGAAAAGAGCGAAGAAGGAGAGAGAGGCUAUAUGAGAAAAUGAAAGAAGAGGGUGCAAAAAGAUUGGCUACUGAAAACGAAGGAGAAGAAUAGUCUUUGAAUAACUCAAAUAGUAAAGAACUUGAUUUGAUU